Molecule: messenger RNA, 2047 nt
Organism: Sander lucioperca (pikeperch)
Lineage: Eukaryota; Metazoa; Chordata; Actinopteri; Perciformes; Percidae
Product: hyaluronan and proteoglycan link protein 3-like
Exons: 6
Coding region: 366-1442 (358 amino acids)
Biological process (GO): cell adhesion
Molecular function (GO): hyaluronic acid binding
Source: RefSeq, a predicted model, not a curated record
CCAGUGCAUCAGAUGAUAGCGGCAGAGCAGCACCACAGCCGUGCUACUCUUUAGUGAAAAGUUAGGAUACACUUAUCAUUGCUAACUGAGUUGCACCUGUUUUAUCAUCGACAAAAUCUGGAGGAGACUAAACCUAUUAUUGAUGUUUUUUUGUUCUCUGACCAGAAACCCUCCUUUUUGAUUUAUUCGUAGCAGACUUCUGACUUCUGCUCCUCGGCGUCAAAGCUUUUCUCUCCUCAAGGAUUUAUACCACGCAGGCAGAAUAUCAAGGUGUUUCACGGGGCUACUCCAAUCACAUUUCUCUCUGCGGGCUUUGGGGAUUGCACAGAGACCAUUAAGGAUCCGGAUUUGUCCUCACAGCCAGGAUGAUGAUCUGUUGCCUCCAAACUCUGCUGUUGUUGGGGGCUCAGCUGGUUUUCUCAAUCCCAAACAGCUUCUUCUACCAUGAUUUCCUCAAUGGAAAUGGCAACAAAGAAAUUCAUUUCAGUGGCGUAAAGCUCCAUGUGGACUCUGCUCAGCCAUCAGUGUUUGCAGUCACAGGGGGUAAUGCCACCAUGCCAUGCAGGUUUUGGUAUGAGCCUGAGUUGAGCUCGCCAAGGGACGUCCGGGUCAAGUGGUCCUGGCUCCCGACUGCUGCUGGGGGACAGGAGACAGACGUGCUGGUGACUAUCGGCUCCCGCAGUAAAACUUUUGGGGACUUCAGGGGUCGUGUGCAGCUCAGACAGGAUUUCCCAGGAGAUGCUGCACUUGUGAUGACUAAACUCCUGUUGAAUGAUACAGGCCGUUACCACUGCGAGGUGGUGGAUGGACUGGAGGACAAGAGCACUUCAGUUUAUCUGGAGUUACAAGGUGUGGUGUUUCCCUACCAGCACCCUCGUGGUCAUUACCAUCUCAGCUUCCUGGGAGCCCAGCGGGCCUGUGAGGAGCAGGGCUCGAUCCUGGCCACCUUCACACAGCUCUUCCAGUCCUGGAAGGAGGGCCUGAACUGGUGCAAUGCAGGCUGGCUGGCUGACGGGACAGUCCAGUACCCCAUCACCCAGCCCAGAGUGCCCUGCGGGGGGCACGGCCUCGCCCCGGGUGUUCGGAGCUACGGCAGACGACACCUUCACCUUCAUCGCUACGAUGUCUUCUGCUUCUCCUCUUCACUCCGAGGGAAAGUCUACUAUCUUAAGCCCUCUCACAAGAUGAACCUGACUGAGGCUCAGCAGGCGUGUCAGGAGGACGGAGCAGAGGUCGCCAAAGUCGGACAGCUCUACGCCGCCUGGAAACUCACAGGGUUGGACAGCUGUGACGCUGGCUGGCUGGCUGAUGGUAGUGUUCGGUAUCCCAUCACAAGGCCACGAAGAAACUGUGGUCCCUCUGAGCCCGGGGUGCGCAGCUUUGGCUUCCCACCUCCCCAGCACAAGCAUGGAGUCUACUGCUACAAAGCAGGUGAUGAAUGAAUGAAUGAAUGUAGAUCCCCCUCUUCUCUGGGGUCAGAAAUGUAAAGUUGGCACGGGUUUCUUGAAAAUAUGUUUCCUUAUGAGCAAGCUGCUUCAUUAGUACUGUGUAAACCCUGGAAACCUAUAGAGUGACAAUAGAGAUCUGAGGGGUCCUGAGAUGAUUAACAGAAGAGGAAAGCAGCCAAAAAAGCUUUUACACUAAGCAAAAUUAUAUUUACUUUUUCAGACAUUCCUCUAUUUUUUUCUUGUGAUGUACUGGAUCAUUUUAUAUCCUCAUGCUUCUAAAACUUUUCUUCUAAUAUUCUCUUUUUGUACAUGUGAGCAAAGCCUUUACUUUACUAUGAUGUCUCAGUUAUUGCUAAAGCUUUAAUAAUAUUAAAGCUAUUGAAAUUAUUCUAUUCGCUGAUGAAGGCCAAGACAUUUGAUUCAGAAAAAGUUGGACAUUGAGUUAAGAUUUGUUUCUCAGUUCUACUUUAUGACCAUGUAACUCAGGUGAUUUUCACAUCUCUUAAUUUUUACAUCAUUGGAAAUAAAAACUUAUUAAAAAUAAAAACUUAUUUUUGUAUAACAAAUGCUUUUCCUAACCAUUAAAAUUGUACAGAAGA